Plasmodium knowlesi strain H is the source of this 447-nucleotide messenger RNA. RefSeq names its product MORN repeat protein, putative. NCBI's taxonomy places the organism in Eukaryota, Apicomplexa, Aconoidasida, Haemosporida, Plasmodiidae. The transcript is spliced from 3 exons. The record is from RefSeq and is a predicted model, not a curated record. The coding region runs from base 1 to 447 and encodes 148 amino acids.
AUGUCGCAAAUCGUAUACUUGGACGAGAAGAAAACGAGGGGGAGGUAUACCUACCCGAAUGGAAACGUGUACAUCGGCGAAUUUAAGAAUGAGAAGUUUCAUGGACAAGGUACCUUAGCCUUUAAAGACAAGGGGGAAUACAGAGGGACCUGGGCUAACGGAAAACUUGUCCGGGGCCAGUACUACUAUAGCGACGGAUUGGAGUAUGAGGAGAGGUGGAAAUACCUCGUGGACUCUCCCUAUUUUUUCAACGAAGAAAUUAACAAGGACGAAAUUAUUUUAAAAGAAGAAAAAACGAAUGCCUUCUUGGAUGAUAUUUACGACAUUGGCGACGGGUACUGCAAAGUUAAGGAGAGUCUCGUGUACAGGUUUUCAGAUGACAAGCUAGUCAGGCAGGUGAACGCGCGGGAGAAGAGCUGGAUCGAAAACCACUGCUCGAAGUGUUAG